CAGAAGUGAUUUUGGGGAUAUACGGACAGCAGCACGCAGGAGAGCGGCGGGUCGCGCUGGGGGAAAAUGACACAUACACCUGGAUAAAUGGCGAAGUUUAAGAUGAAAGUCCACCAGCACUGGUUGUUUUUAGUUUUGUUUCUUCCUUUAUCAGGUAUUUUUUGUUUCAGCGAGUUAUCCUUCAUCACAGAGCCCAGUGAUGUAACCUUAUUACCAAAGGACUCUGCAGUCUUUGACUGUCAGGCUCAUGGGCUGCCUCCAGUCACUAUCAAGUGGCUGAGAAAUGGAGUUCGACUGACAGAAAGUGAGCACAUACAGUUUCUGCCCAACGGCUCCUUGUACAUACCAAAGAUAAAACAUACCAAGGAGGAUUCAGAUGAAGGAUUCUACCAGUGCCUAUCCCAAAACAAAUAUGGAGCUAUCCUAAGCCAAAGAUCACGUCUGACUAUCACAAGUAUCUCAGAGUUUGUAUUGCAUCCUGUGCCUAUGGUCGUGACUGAGGGUUCAGUGGUACGACUCACCUGUGCCGUCACCUCCAGCCCUCCAGCCACCAUCACCUGGGAGCUCAACCAAAGCACAUUACCUCUAAAAACCGAAAGAAUCACAGUUUUGCCUAACGGAGUUCUUCAGAUCCACAAUGUACGAUUGGAAGACGCCGGACAGUAUCAAUGUGUGGCAACUAACAUUGGUAGCCGUUUGAAGAGUAGAGAGGCCACACUGACAGUCAACCAAGGUGCUGGCCCUAAACCACGUCAGAGGCCCAGAAUCAUUGCAGGACCUCAGAAUGUCUCAGUGUCUCUUCACCAGACGGUUGUCCUGGAGUGUGUGGCCACAGGCAACCCCUGUCCCAUCAUCUCCUGGAGCCGCGCUGACAGGAAACCCAUCGACGUGUACAACGCCAAAGUGCUGGGCAACGGGAACCUUGUUAUUUCUGAUGUCAACUCCAAGCACAGUGGAGUGUACCUCUGCAGGGCCACCACCCCUGGAACCCGCAACUACACUCUUGCUGCAGCCAACAUCACAGUACAAGUGCCUCCAUCCUUAGUUGAGAGGCCGGAGAGCCAGACCCGUCCGAGAGCAGGUACUGCCCGGUUUAUGUGCCAAGCAGAGGGAGUGCCUUCGCCACGCAUCAGCUGGCUAAAGAAUGGAGAAGAGGUUCACUUAAAUGGGAGGAUCAAGAUGUACAACAGUAAAUUGGUGAUUACUCAGAUCAUCCCAGAGGAUGAUGCCAUCUAUCAGUGCAUGGCAGAGAAUGAUCAGGGCUCUGUGCUGUCCUUGGCUCGCCUUAUUGUUGUAAUGUCCGAGGACAGGCCCAGUGCACCGAGAAACAUCCACGCUGAGACCAUCUCCAGCUCUGCUAUCUUACUGGCCUGGCAGAGACCUCUCUAUAAUGCACACAAAGUCAUUGCCUACUCCAUCCAUUAUAUGAAGGCUGAAGGUCUAAACAACGAAGAAUACCAAAUUGUUAUUGGCAACGACACAACCAGUUAUAUCAUCGAUGACCUUGAGCCAGCUCGAAACUACACUUUUUACAUCGUGGCUUAUAUGCCAAUGGGAGCCAGUCGUAUGUCAGACCAAGUCAGUCAACAUACCCUGGAGGAUGUGCCUUUACGUACCCCAGAGCUGAGUCUGACCAGCCACAGUGCCACAGAUAUUCAGGUGACCUGGCAGCCGCUGCCCGCCAAGUUGAGCCGCGGUCGGUUGUCUGCAUACAGACUCUCUUAUCGCACGGCUGCGGACAGCACUGUCAUCUCUGUGGAGAUACCUCAGAACAGCACUGAAUAUCUGCUGCAAGACCUUCAGCCGGACACCAUCUACCUGCUCCGCAUGGCUGCAGCCACCCGUGUGGGCUGGUGUGAGCCUCCUACGUGGACCUCCCACCGUACACCUAAGAUCUCCAGCAGCAAAGUGCCUUCAGCCCCUACUCUUCAACUUGAGCCGCUUAACUGCACCUCCAUUAUGGCACGCUGGGAAACCUCCCCUCAGUCUGUGGCUGUCCAGGGUUACCGGCUGUGUUACCAUGAGGAAGGCCAACCAGAGCAGCCCAUCAUCCAGCUGCAGGCUCAAAACUACACCUACACCAUCAGUGGCCUUGAUCCAAGGAGAAAGUAUCAUGUCAAGAUUCUGGCUGUCGGUCAAGCUGGUGAUGGCUAUCAGACGGACCAAACAGUUAGCACCCCGGGAUGUGUGUCGGCCAGAGACCAACUGGCGACAGCCCCUCCACCUCCAGAUCAUGUGACUGUCUCAGCCACCAACUCGUCUUCAGUGUCUCUGCGCUGGGGCCGUCCUGCUUUCUCGUCUGGAAAGGCUGUCAGCUAUACCAUCCGUUGUACACCUGUGGGCACCCACAACGCCUCUGCUAUACGCUACCUGCAAACCACGAGACAAAACGUGACUGUUCAAAAUUUGGAAACAAACACUCGCUAUGAGUUUGUUGUGCGUCUUCAUGUGGACCAGAUGUCGAGUCCUUGGAGUUCUAUUGUUUACCGUCAGACUUUACAAGCAGCACCUGGCCAGCCGCCUAAAGGAGUGCGAGUCACUCUGAUCGAGGAUGACACCGCCCUGGUGUCCUGGAGGGAGCCCACCGAGCCCAAUGUGGUGGUGACACGCUACACCAUCCUGUACGCCUCCCAGAAGGCCUGGAUGGCUGGACACUGGCAGAUAUUGCAGAGGGAGGGGAGCCACACAAUGGCGCUGCUGGAGAAGCUGGAGGCGGGGAACGUCUACCUGGUGAAAAUAUCUGCCUCCAACCAGGUGGGUGACGGGCCUUUCUCUCAGAUCGUGGAGCUGGCUCUGAAGAAUGGAAACAAACACCGCAGAAAAAACCCCAGGCACUCUGAAAACGUCCCCGAUACAACAGUCUACUCUGAUGACCUCUACCACAUAGACCAGAGGUCCAUGACAGGCAUCAUUGUUGGAGUGAGCAUCGCCUUGUCCUGUAUUGUAAUAUGUGCCUUAAUCCUCAUCAGUAAGGGAAGACCAAGGAAAUCCUCCAGUCAAAAAGUCCUUGCUGUUGGAGAUCCUGAAGGUCCACAAGCUGGGUUUUCCCACCCCAAUGAACAGCAUACAGAGAAUGUUGAGGCCAUUAUACCCAUGAUCAGUCACAACUUUCUAGAUGCCAAGGUCGGGUCUAAUAUUGUCAAAAACAGUGGCGGUCCAAUCAGCAAGAAUAAAAGCAAGAGGUGGCUGCUCUUCAAGAGGGAAAUGAGGAACACAUCUGAAAGUGAUGCUGAGAGGAGAGCCAGCUUGUACGAGGCUGGAAAAACUGUUUUGAGGUAUGAGGAGCAUUUAGGUUCAGCGCCUCUGCCCCCUUCAUCCCGCGAGAUCAUCUUCGGACCUUACCACUCGGAGAGCUCUCACACCAGUGAGGGCAGCCAGGGGACGGGGGACUCGGGACACUACUCCAACGAAGAAAGCAACGAAGAGUUGAGCAACCCUUCCACCAGCCAAAGCUCCAGACCUGAAUCUUUUGGGGCCGAAGAUGUUGUAACUGUUGCUGAGCUGAAGCAGUAUUUUGUUGUGGAAAACGAGGAGAUGCUGAGCCAUCCCCUCCAUCACUCCGCCUCUGAUGCAACCCAGCUCUGCUGCACCUUGCAGGGCUCCCCUCCUGCCCUGCACUCGGCCCAGGACGUUGGCUCCUGACAUCAGGAGGCCUAAAGCUGCUCUCCAGCAGCCGGAGCUACGCCACUUCUACCUCGUUUGCUUCCUGAGUUGAGCCCCUUGGUUAUUUCCUGAGGCACAAGGGUUAAGGAAGCCAGCUGCUACGAUGGACGAAAGGUGUUCUCGCUUCGGAUCUACCUCAGGAUUUUGUAUGGAUGUUCAUUAUAACAUUUUAUUUCCAUCUUCUUAACUUUUUACCUGUUUGUCUGUGUUCGCCGUUAUCUGUCCUAAACCAAAGCUCACCUAUGAUGAAUGUUAAAAAGAAUGUCAAAAAUGUACUGUGAUACAUUUUCGUUAUAUUUAAUUACUUUUCACUGGAGCAGAGGGUGAAGUUGGACCCUUUUGACUGAUUAUCUACCUCCACGUUCUUGUGUAUACAUUACUACCUCUUUUUCACCACAUUAUGUGCAGUAUUAUUUCAGACUCAGGGGACACACAUUCAUUGCCAUGUCUUGCUACCUCUGUUCGGCGUUAUUUUUUGGAGGUGCUCAUUUCUUUAAUUCUCUGAACUUUUAUUUUCACAGUUGAAAGAUUUUUUGUUUCAUUUGCAUUGUCUUUGAAUGAUGUAUGUUGUGAAAAUAACAAGUGCUUUAGAAAUGGUCAAACUAUAUGAGCUUUAUCACAUGGUAUCGUUUGGCAUUUCCAGUGCACUGAACUCAAAGCUUUAACAUGGCCUUAAUAUCGAAAGGGCUUUUGCAUACUAUAGAAGACGAGAUCCAAAGACGGGAAAAAUUGUACCCAAAGAGUUUUUGAUAAAACAAAAGAUAUUUUAAGGCAACCAAAAAUAUAAAGAUUAUACAUUAAGGGUGCGUUUGCCAAAAAUAUUGUUCUUGCCAAUGAUGUAAAUUUCCCUUAGAAUGGUGGUUUGAAUGCUUUUCUUAGUGUACAUUUUCUUGAUGCUUCAUUCUGGUAAAAGCUUUAGCGCAAGUCUCCCUGGCUUGUGCUCCGUUUGCCUUCUAAACCAUUGCUAAACGCAGCGGUGAUGCCGAUGCUAUUAUCCAAAGAGUUGUCUCCUUCCUCAGAUGGGUAUGGCUUUUCAUUCACAUGAUCCUUGGUACUAUGAGGUGGACAUAUUUGACACAUGACCAAAGAUCUAGUUUGUCCUGCCAGUGAUAGAUGAUGAUAUUUAUUCUUUUUAAGAGAAUCAUCUGUUACCGAUCACCAAUAAUGCUAUAUGGGAAAUAAUUGUCUUUCUCUCUCCAUAAAAACUCCUGUCCAGGUGUGACAAUGAAGGAUACUGACUAUCAAAAUGGAAACCCAAUGUGUGAAGAGCAACAUAAUCAAUUUUUAUAUCUUUGUAAUACAAAUAAUCCUAACCAAAGAAAUUUGAGGUCUCUGUUAUUUAGUGAUUUUCUUUGGUUUCAUUUACAUUAUUUGCAUUUAAAUGUGAUAUAAUUUCCAAUGGUUUUGAUUUCUAGAAAGGCAUUUUAACAUAGUUUCUUUUUUUAAAGCUUGAGAUGUCAAACUGUUUUGCUGUCCUUUUAUCACCAUGAAAUCUUACCCAAAUGAUACUUAAGUAGGUUAAAAUGAAGAUUUGAAUUUAGAUUUUUCUUUUAGCAUGAUGUCGUAAACAAAAACAUUUCCCAAUUAAAAUGUGACAUUUGACUAAAUUAAUAAGUUCAAGUUAAAAGUUUGUCUGUGUAAUUCAUUAUUAUGAAAGGUUCAUUUGAAGCCACAGAUAAUUUAGCUGACUUAACUCAGGUGCCAAAUGUAGAUUUAGAGUGUAGACUUAAAUGUUAAUAUUUAAGUUAUGUUUUUGUUUUGUAUUUCUGCUUUUGAAUACCAAAAUGUAUCUUUUAAUCCAAAGUGAGCAACAAAACUAAUUAUUUUAAGUGUUUAGAUGUUGCAACAGACUUUUUGAUACUCUCAAGACGAUCCCAAAUACUAGAUAAUAAAAUUCUUAUUGAAAAAU
This is a messenger RNA of Gymnodraco acuticeps, 5572 nucleotides long. Its product is annotated as protogenin B-like. The record is from RefSeq and is a predicted model, not a curated record. NCBI's taxonomy places the organism in Eukaryota, Metazoa, Chordata, Actinopteri, Perciformes, Bathydraconidae. Gene Ontology annotation, molecular function: protein binding. Gene Ontology annotation, biological process: cell-cell adhesion; axon guidance. Gene Ontology annotation, cellular component: plasma membrane; axon.